UCGUUCUAUGCACAUACACAUUCUUGUUCCGUCAGUUGGUUGGAAAGGACGUACCGCAGCAAAGCUGUUCUCAUUCGUGUUUCAAAGUGAAGGUUUCCGUGUGAAUUCUAGUGACCGCCAGAAAGCAAACGUGACCGAAUUAAGGAUUUCAAACAUCCUCGCAACACUUCGGCUUCUGUUCGUACGAAAUCGUGCGUGGAAAAGUGAUCAUUUUCCGCCGAUAGCACGCUGCGUGCACUAUCGUAUUACACCGUUUCAUACACUCACACCUAUAACCACCGCUGUUAACAAACAUUUCUUCUCGAAAGGACGAGCUGCUCCUAGUCAGCAACUAUUCCGGUGCAUCGAGCAGAAAGUGGUGUUGUGUGCGAUAUAAAGUUCCGGUCGUCGCGCGAGUUUGGAUACCGGAAUUAGUUCAUGCAUACAACGCAUUAAUCUCGAGCAUCUAUCAUCUUACUCAACAUCCUCAGUCUUCCGUUAGUUACUGCUGUGGUGUAGUCUCAUAGUCACAAUACUGUGCUUGGACAUAGUGUAUGUUCGAUAGACUUCGUAGUGUACUUGAAGCUCAGUAUAUCAAGUGUACCAUUGUACCUAGUACAUCAGUCUGUUGAACUGUCAGUGUCGUGUUCUGUUAGUGUCAGUAGAGUAUACUAAGAAUAUCUUCGUCAUAAACAUUAUAAAAAACAUUUAACCAAUUAGUGUAAGUGAAAUUUGUUGGUAUUUCAAGUGCAUCGAGAACUGUAGCGCAUUAUAGUUGUGCGGUUCUAGUGUGUCAGUGAAUUGAAUUUGCAUCAGAAUAGUGAUUGAACGUUAUUGAAACAAGUCGCUUAAAGCACUAUUCGUACACAUUUAAUCUAACUUGCCGUUUAGAAUGGCCCCACCCAACAAUGAGUGUACGUAUGAAGUAAUCAACAAUGUCGCCGUUUCGGAUGAGCUGGCCCAACGAUCUACCGAAAGCGACGAGAUGCCCAAGAUGCAGAUGGACUGGGAUACUCCCGCCGCUCAAGGGCUUUACGAUCCACAGAACGAGCACGAAGCCUGUGGCGUUGGAUUCAUUGUGUCGAUCGAAGGAAAACCGAACCAUAAGAUCUUACGCGAUGCUCAAACUCUUGCCAUACGCAUGAACCAUCGAGGUGCGUGCGCCUGUGAUAACGAUACCGGCGAUGGUGCAGGUGUUUGCACUUCGAUUCCUCAUCAGCUGUAUGCCAAGGAGCUGGCUUCUCAAGGCAUCGAUCUUCCCGCGUUUGGCCGUUACGCGACGGGUAUCUUCUAUCUGGACAAGACAUCGCACGAGGAAGCAGAAAAGGAGUUUAACUCCCUGGCCGAAAGCCUCGGAAUACAGGUGAUCUACUGGCGUAAUGUUCCCACCAAUCAGGAGGCAGUCGGUGCAGUAGCACGCAAAAGUGAACCAUUAUCCCGUCAGGUGUUCGUUACUGCCGACGUGGACGAGGAAACGUUUAAGCGACAUGUCUUCAUUUUGCGCAAGCGUGCCACGCACGAGCUGCAGCGCCCAGGCCGUCGGUUCUACAUUUGCUCACUUUCGCCGAAAACGAUCGUUUACAAAGGUCUGUUCACGUCGGACCAGCUGUGGGAGUACUAUCUUGAUUUGAAGAAUCCCGAUUUUCUCACCUAUCUGGCACUGGUGCACACACGCUUCAGCACCAACACUUUCCCGUCCUGGGAGCGGGCUCAUCCGUUGCGUGUGUUGGCUCACAAUGGUGAAAUCAAUACGCUCCGUGGUAAUGUGAACCUGAUGAAGGCUCGCGAAGGUGUUAUGAAGAGUGAGCAAUACGGUGACGAGCUGAAGAAGCUCUAUCCGGUUGUCGAGCCCAACCUAUCCGAUUCCGGUUCGUGUGACUGCGUGCUUGAAUUUUUGACUCAAGUUGGAAAUCGAUCGCUUCCGGAAGCUGUCAUGACGAUGGUACCGGAAGCAUGGCAGAACGAUCGUACCAUGUCGCAGGAAAAGCGUGACUUCUAUCACUGGUCAGCGUGUGUGAUGGAACCGUGGGACGGUCCAGCACUGAUAUCCUUUACCGACGGGCGUUACAUCGGUGCCAUUCUUGAUCGUAAUGGUUUGCGUCCGUCCCGCUUUUACGUGACCAGGGACAACCUGCUCAUCAUGGCUUCGGAAGUCGGCGUUUACGACGUAGAUCCCAAAGAUGUUACGCUAAAGAGCCGCUUGAAGCCGGGUCGUAUGCUGCUGGUGGACACGGAGCAGAAGGCGCUUAUUCAGGACAUCGAGCUGAAAUCGGAAAUUGCCAAGUCUCGCCCGCAUAGCGAAUGGCUGAAGCAACAGAUCACAAUGGAUGAAAUUCGUCGCGAAUCAGUCACAAAAACAAAUGGAACUGCCGACACCAACGGCAAUGGUGACAAUCAGUUGGUAGAGAAGAAAGGAAUUCUGGAUCCACGUCUGCAGCUGUAUGGCUACACAACGGAGACAAUUCAUAUGCUGCUGUUGCCGAUGAUCAAGAACAAGAAGGAAGCGUUGGGUUCAAUGGGUAACGAUGCGCCGCUUGCUUGUCUGUCGGCCUUCCAACCAUUACCGUACGAAUACUUCAAGCAACUGUUUGCGCAGGUUACCAACCCACCGAUCGAUCCAUUCCGUGAAAAAAUCAUCAUGUCCCUACAAUGUCCGGUCGGACCAGAGGCAAACCUACUAGUGGCCUCACCCUCGCAGGUACAUCGCAUCUGGUUGGAUAAUCCGAUCCUAAGCAUUCCGGAUGCUGACGUUCUGAAACGGAACCAGCAUCGCGGAUGGAAAACUAAGGUUCUCGAUAUUACAUUCCCAGCGAACGAGGGUCCACCGGGUUACAUAAACGGGUUGCGACGCAUCUGUACCGAGGCGUACACGGCUGCCCAGAAUGGUUACCAGCUGCUGGUGCUGUCGGAUCGUAACGCGUGUGCCGAACGGGCACCAAUCUCGUCCCUGCUUGCCCUCGGUGCGGUCCAUCAUCAUCUCAUCGAAACGCGCCAGCGUAUGAAGGUGGGCCUGAUCGUGGAGACGGCAGAAGCGCGAGAGGUGCACCAUAUCUGCGUCCUGCUUGGCUACGGUGCCGACGCAAUCUGUCCCUAUCUCGUAUUCGAGAUGGCAGGAGCGCUACGCGACGAAUGUGUGCUAGAUCCUGCCCUAACCGAUGAUGCGAUUUAUCGUGCAUAUGCAACGGCUGUCGAGACCGGAAUUUUGAAGGUGAUGGCCAAAAUGGGUAUUUCGACGCUGCAAUCGUACAAAGGUGCGCAGAUCUUCGAGGCGGUCGGUAUGGGUGCCGAUGUGAUCGAUUUGUGCUUCCGUGGUACGCAGUCGCGCAUUGGCGGUGUAACGCUGGAGGUUUUGGCACGCGAAGGUCUCGAACGUCACGAGCUAGUGCACGGCACAAACCAUACCGACGCAAAGAUCCUGCGCAAUCCCGGUCAAUUCCAUUGGCGUGCUGGUGGAGAAGGUCAUAUCAACGAGCCGGGUGCGAUUGCGGCACUUCAGGAAGCAGCCGUCAAUGAAAGCAAGGGUGCGUACGGUACGUUCCGCGAUACGACCAUGCGCAGUGUGCAGUUGUGUACGCUUCGUGGUCAGCUGGAGUUUGUGAAGGGACGUCCGCGCGUCGAGCUGUCUGAAGUGGAGCCAGCCAGCGAGAUUGUAAAACGAUUUGCCACGGGUGCAAUGAGUUUUGGUAGUAUCUCGCUGGAAGCGCACGCCACCUUGGCGAUCUCAAUGAAUCGCAUCGGCGGCAAAAGCAACACAGGUGAAGGUGGUGAGAAUGCUGACCGUUAUAUGAAUCAGGAUCCGCAGCAUAAUCGUCGAUCGGCCAUCAAGCAGGUUGCGUCGGGUCGAUUCGGUGUAACGGCUGCGUACGUGGCAAAUGCCGACGAUCUGCAGAUUAAGAUGGCUCAGGGCGCAAAGCCAGGCGAGGGUGGAGAGUUACCCGGAUACAAGGUGUCGCAGGAUAUUGCAGACACGCGCCACUCGGUACCGGGUGUGGGUUUGAUUUCACCACCACCGCAUCACGACAUUUACUCGAUUGAGGAUCUGGCCGAGUUGAUUUACGAUCUAAAGUGUGCCAAUCCCAAGGCACGUAUCAGCGUGAAGCUUGUGUCAGAGGUGGGAGUUGGUGUGGUUGCUUCCGGCGUUGCGAAGGGCAAAGCGGAACAUAUCGUUAUCUCUGGCCAUGAUGGUGGUACUGGUGCUAGCAGCUGGACCGGUAUUAAAUCGGCUGGUUUACCGUGGGAGUUGGGAAUUGCCGAAACACAUCAGGUGCUGGUGCUGAAUGACCUUCGUUCCAGAGUGGUCGUUCAGGCUGAUGGACAGUUGCGUACCGGUUUCGACGUCGUUGUAGCAGCAUUGCUCGGUGCCGACGAGUUUGGCUUCAGUACGGCACCAUUGAUCGUGAUGGGAUGUACGAUGAUGCGCAAGUGUCAUUUGAACACUUGCCCAGUUGGCAUUGCAACUCAAGAUCCUGUGCUGCGGGCCAAAUUCGCUGGCAAGCCGGAACACGUGAUCAAUUACUUCUUCAUGCUUGCAGAGGAAAUUCGCGAAAUCAUGGCCAAUCUGGGUCUGCGCCGCUUCCAAGAGCUGAUAGGUCGUACGGAUCUGCUGAAGGUGCGCGAAACCGUAUCGCACAAGGCAUCACUGCUCGACCUGCAGAUGUUGCUGAAGAGUGCGUUGGAUUUGCGUCCCGGUACGAACAUCGUGGGUGGAUCUUUGCGGCAGGACUUUGUGCUGGAGAAGCGUGCCGAUAACGAGCUGAUUAAUCGCUCGAUGGGUGUCAUUGAGGGCACCGAGACACACAAAACGAUUGACAUGAGGAUCAACAAUGAGGAGCGUGCGUUCUCCAGUACGCUUAGCUAUGAGAUCGCACGACGUUACGGCGACGCGGGUCUACCGGAAGGGCGCUCGAUCAACAUCAACCUGACCGGAUCGGCCGGUCAAAGUUUCGGUGCGUUCCUUGUGAAGGGUGUCAAAAUGACCCUGCAAGGUGACUCAAACGAUUACGUCGGUAAAAGCCUUUCCGGAGGUACGAUUGUAAUUCGACCACCGGAGGGCACUACCUUCGAAUCGCACUUGAACGUGAUCGUGGGCAAUGUGUGUCUGUACGGCGCUACCUCGGGCCGUGCUUUCUUCCGCGGUAUUGCGGCCGAACGAUUCUGUGUGCGCAACUCGGGAGUAACGGCCGUGGUGGAGGGCGUCGGUGAUCACGGUUGCGAGUACAUGACGGGCGGUAUGGUGGUCAUUUUGGGACUGACCGGGCGUAACUUUGCUGCCGGCAUGUCAGGUGGAAUCGCGUACGUACUUGACGUGGAUGGAACCUUCCGUUCGAAGGUGAAUCCGGGCAUGGUAGAGCUGCUAGGACUCGAGCUGGAUGAAGAUCGCCAAACGGUAAAGGAUUUGCUGCAGGAGUUCGUCAACGAGACCGGGUCUGAGGUGGCGAAGGAGUUACUCUCAAAGUGGCCCGAACCAUGCCAACAGUUUGUGAAAGUAUUCCCGCACGAGUAUCAGAAGGCACUGAAUGCUUUGAAGGAGAAAACGGUGGCCAAGGCCAUCACAGCCAACGGGCAUUCGAAGGAACCGCAGGUAAAGGAUAUCGAGGAAUCGAUUCAGGAUGGACAGCUGGCAAAGAAGAAACUCGACCAGGUGCUGGACAAGACGCGUGGUUUCAUAAAGUAUAAGCGCGAAACUUCCGUUUACCGCAACGCAGCCGAACGUCAGCAGGACUGGAAGGAGGUGUUCAAUUUUCCGCACGUACGCUCGCACCUGAAGGUGCAGGCUGCGCGUUGUAUGGAGUGUGGCGUACCAUUCUGUCAGUCGAACUCGCACGGUUGCCCGCUCGGAAACAUCAUACCGAAGUGGAACGAUCUGGUGUUCAAUGGUAAUUGGCGCGAGGCCAUUAAUCAGCUGCUGCAGACGAACAACUUCCCCGAGUUUACGGGCCGUGUCUGUCCGGCUCCGUGCGAAGGUGCCUGUGUGCUCGGCAUCUCCGAGCCGGCCGUCACUAUUAAAAACAUCGAGUGUGCGAUCAUCGACCAUGCGUUCGAGCAGGGUUGGAUAACGCCACAGAUACCAAGCAUGCGCACCGGCAAACGUGUAGCAGUCGUGGGUUCGGGUCCUGCAGGUUUGGCAGCUGCACAGCAGCUUAAUAAGGCCGGUCAUCAGGUGACGGUGUUUGAGCGUAAUGAUCGUCCCGGUGGUUUGCUACAGUACGGUAUUCCCACGAUGAAGCUAUCAAAGGCGGUUGUACAGCGUCGUCUUGAUUUGAUGACGGCGGAAGGUAUCGAGUUCCGCUGCAACGUACACAUCGGGCGUGAUGUGAUGGGUUCGCAGCUAGAGCAGGAAUACGAUGCCGUUCUGUUUACGACCGGUGCUACCUGGCCCCGUGAUUUGAACCUGCCGAACCGUGAGUUGAAGGGUAUUCACUUUGCGAUGGAGUUCCUGGAAGCGAGCCAAAAGAAAUUGAACGGUGCACGACCGGAUUGGAUUUCUGCCGAAGGCAAGGAUGUGAUCGUGAUCGGUGGUGGUGACACCGGGUGCGAUUGUAUCGCAACCUCGUUGCGUCAGGGAGCUAAAACGAUCACCACAUUUGAGAUUUUACCUAUUCCAUCGGAGAAGCGUGCCCAGGAUAACCCCUGGCCACAAUGGCCUCGCAUUUUCCGUGUCGACUAUGGUCAUGAAGAAGUGCGUGUGAAAUGGGGCAAAGAUCCUCGCCAGUAUUCAACCACAACGAAGGAGUUUGUCAGCGAUGGCAAUGGAAACAUUAAGGGCGUUAACACGAUCCAGGUUGAAUGGACGAAAACGCCCACCGGUCAGUGGAGCAUGAAGGAGGUGCCUGGAUCGGAGAAAUACUAUCCUGCCGAUUUGAUCCUGCUGGCCAUGGGUUUCUUGGGUCCGGAGAAACAAGCACCUACUGAGAUGAAUCUGGAACUGGACGGACGAGGAAACAUUAAAACCUCCGUCGGAAUGUAUGGUACGGCCAAUCCAAAGGUUUUCGCUGCCGGUGACUGUCGUAGAGGCCAAUCGCUCGUCGUAUGGGCCAUUACCGAAGGACGUCAAGCUGCUAGACAGAUCGAUACGUAUCUGAUGGGCAAACCGAGCGCCCUUCCUGGUCCGGGCGGUGUCAUCGAUACCACCCGAUCACCGAUCGCUGUUAACGCCUAAACGAAACGCAACGAAGCGAACGCGUUUCGUCAAACGUGGGGAAGUGUACGUGCGAUUAACCCAACAGCCCAACAACAAGAGAACGAAUCAUGAACAAUGCAAGGAAGAGGAACUCCUUUAACCAGGAGGCUUUCUACUUGAUCACUUUUGUGACUCGGUUACUUAGAAAUGAGCCUAGUGUGGCAUAUUUAUUACGAUGCAACGAGUGACAUUUAUUUCUUACUUGUUACUGUCGGCUGCGCCUUCCGAUGGCUUUCGCUUCUAUUCUUUGCGGCGUGCUCAGGCAGUAGCAGAAGCGGCCAAGCACGUUGAAAUAUGUUCCGAGAUAAGUAUGAUACUGCGCACAAUGGUCUGUAAUAGUAAGGAUAGCAAAGGAACAGCUUGUACUUGUAAUGGUUUAAAGUACCAAGUAUCUUUUAUUACAGUUGUAUCGUUCUGUGAAAGAGGGAGGAGUAAAGAACAACAAAGAGUGCAAGCAAGGGAAAUGGCGGUGACGGCGAACCAGACGCGCACAUUAUCAAAGAAAUUAUUAUAAAACGAAAGUGAGACAUGGAAUUACUUUCUGACUUCGUCAUUCCUGUGCUUUAUAUAUAUACACAUACACACACGCAGCUUAGCGAAUGCAUUGCAACACUGUUCAGUUUCUGUGCAAAUCGUGCAUUUUUUUGUUUAUAACAUGCAUCCUAGUGUACAGGUUGUUUUUUAUCCAGCCAAUAGUUCGUCCGUCACCGCCCGUAUCGAUAUCGUAGCGACCGCCCGUAAAGAGUGCAUUUUAAGGAAUAAUUUGCGUUCCUAACACAUCAAACGAUACCAUAUUUAAAUAGGCAAAAACAAAACAGGCAAAAGCGAACAUAGUCGUAGAAUGAAAUCGAAUCCACCCAUGUCAAAACCUGCUAACCAUGAAAUGGUGAGAUGCUUGAUCUUAGUGUUUUGUUGUUUAGGUUUAGGCAAAGCGACGGGUCUACAGACAGAAGAGUUGUAAUGUCUCUGGUUAAUAAGCAAGUGAAAUGUGGGGAUUAAUUUAUUUCUAUUUUCUUCAUUACAUAGCACAUCGGUGCACUUAAGCACUAUUAUAGCCAUGGCGAGAAGUGUACGUCAGUGUGAACACGUGUUCUCGCUUAGCUCGCGCCAUGUUCAAAGAAACAGUUCACACUCCAAUCGCAACAUGACGCAUAUCAUGCAGAUUGGUGUGUUUGAUGCGCUCGAGAUAUGUAAUUCAGUGCACGAGAUGUAAGGAAAUGUUAUUGUAUUAAGGGAAGGAAGUGUCGAUUUUUACUCGAGAACAAAUUGUUCAUAUUUUGUUGUUGUUUGUUUUACUUUUACCUUUAAGUGGGGGUGAGACUGUCCAACGGUGAUGGCAGCGAUAAAAUAUUUAAGCUAAGCUUUUAGGCGCGCUAGUUUAAAAAUGAGUGCCGUAUCCCGUUUUUGUACCAUCCGAGAUCUGUGUUAUAGGUUGCUUAGUGCGCGUUAAAAUAAUAUCAAAAUACUAGAGAAUGUUAAUGCCGUUUUUGUUGUUUUUUUGGACAAAAUAUUUUCCGUUUUCUACAGCCCCUACACGAAUUUUUUUCGAAAGCUAGUCUAGAAAAUAUACUAUAUUUCUUUUUUUUCUA
Anopheles funestus (African malaria mosquito) is the source of this 8748-nucleotide messenger RNA. RefSeq lists its product as uncharacterized. The transcript has 12 exons. The coding region runs from base 872 to 7138 and encodes 2088 amino acids. Lineage: Eukaryota; Metazoa; Arthropoda; Insecta; Diptera; Culicidae. The record is from RefSeq and is a predicted model, not a curated record. Gene Ontology annotation, molecular function: iron-sulfur cluster binding; FMN binding; iron ion binding.